AUGACCAAAGUAGCCGUUGUCACUGGUUCGAACAAAGGCAUCGGAUUCGCCAUUGUAAAGGGGCUAUUGAAGAGGUUCAAAGGUGUCGUGUACUUGACGGCUAGAGACGAUGCAAAGGGAAGAGCGGCGGUGGAAGAACUCAACAAAGUCGGCCUUCAGCCGGCGUAUCACCAACUGGACGUAACCGACAGGGAGAGUGUGACGACAUUCCGAGAUUACAUCAGAGAGCAGCACGGCGGUAUAGACAUCCUGAUAAACAAUGCCGCAGUUGCGAACACCGUUUCACUGUACAACUCAUAUGAAGACAACAAGUACGUUGUAGAUGUGAACUUCUUUAGCGUUCUGACAAUACAGGAGAUUCUUUACCCUCUCGUGAGAGAUAAUGGACGAAUUUUGAACGUAUCCAGCGACUGCGGUCAUCUUUCGAACGUCCGGAACAGUUAUUGGAUACAGAGAUUAUCUAGCAAGGAGUUAACAGUGAAGGAUAUUAUAGAAUUCGUGAAUUGGUUCUUGGAAGGAGUUAAGGGCGGAACUUUCAAUUAUGAUGACAUCGCCGAUGGUGGUACAUUAGCUGGUUAUAGAAUCGCCAAGGUGGCUCUUUGUGCCCUGACGAUUGUGCAACAGAACGAUUUGGCUUCUAGAAACAUAUCAGUUAACUCAAUGCACCCGGGAUUUGUCAAAACUGAUAUGACGGUCGGCAGAGGCUUCUACGACGUAGAUCAAGCUGCUGAGACCCCACUUUACUUAAUCCUAGAGGCUCCUCAAGAUCUGAAAGGUGCAUACGUUUGGUACGAUAGAAGAGUGCUUGAUUGGUAUGAUUAUAAAGCUGAUUAUUACUUCAAAUCGAAAGAAUUCACAAAAUAG
Chilo suppressalis (striped riceborer) is the source of this 864-nucleotide messenger RNA. NCBI's taxonomy places the organism in Eukaryota, Metazoa, Arthropoda, Insecta, Lepidoptera, Crambidae. The record is from the annotation of a GenBank genome assembly.